This is a messenger RNA of Aspergillus terreus NIH2624, 474 nucleotides long. RefSeq names its product putative LaeA-like methyltransferase. Lineage: Eukaryota; Fungi; Ascomycota; Eurotiomycetes; Eurotiales; Aspergillaceae. The transcript is spliced from 3 exons. The record is from RefSeq and is a predicted model, not a curated record. The coding region runs from base 1 to 474 and encodes 157 amino acids.
AUGGGCAGCGUCGGUGAAGACCUUUACCUCCUCAACCGCAACCCAGAGGAGUCGGCUCGCCUCAACAAACAGCAUGGCUUCCUCGUCGACCUCAUCGGCGGAACCCCCAUCCACCCCUCCAUCCCAACAGACAACAUCACCGCCGUAGCAGACGUCGGCACCGGCACAGGCGUCUGGCUCGCCUCGCUACCAGACUCCCUCCCGACCUCCAACACCCCCCUCUACCUCCACGGCUUCGACAUCUCCGCCACGCAAUUCCCCUUCUACAAGGACAUCACGCCGACCCGCGAACUGCACCUCUCCGUGCACGACGCCCGCAACCGCUUCCCCGCGGAACACCACGGCCGCUACGACCUCGUGCACCUGCGCCUGCUGGUAGGCGCGUUCCAGGAAGAUGACUACGUGCGGACAAUACACAACGUCUACGAGUUACUGAGUGCGUCGCUCCCUGCCUCCAUCCAACACCCCCCGUAA